This is a messenger RNA of Lactuca virosa, 261 nucleotides long. The record is from the annotation of a GenBank genome assembly. NCBI's taxonomy places the organism in Eukaryota, Viridiplantae, Streptophyta, Magnoliopsida, Asterales, Asteraceae.
AUGGACGGCCCGUCCGAGCACAAAGAGUUAGAAGCAGAACCAAAAGAAGAAUAUUAUUCUGAUGAGAGUGAGGAUGCGACUGAGGAUAGCGAGCCUAUGGAAGCUGUGGUAGUUAUCACAGCUCGACAUUCGCACCCAAGUCCUUACAAGAGCAUCCUCAGGAGGAUGUACCAAAGAGACCCUGCCUGGAUCGCUGUUGUAGUUGAGGACAAAAUCUUUGGUGAAAGAAUCACCAUCGGAUAUGAGAUUAGACAGGGCUGA